CUCACAYAACACACAAAAAUAUGUCAAAAACAUUGAUUAUAGUGAUUCUGGAUGAAAGUGGAAGUAUGGGAAACAAAAAGAGUGAUGUAUUGGGUGGGUUCAAUAGUUUUGUGUCCGAUCAAAAACAAAUCAAAAAUGAUCAUGCUAGAUUGUACAUGGUCAAAUUUAAUACUACAGUUUCCAUUGUACAUAAAGGCAUAGACUUAGCCGACGUACCCGAGUUGACAGCAAAUAACUAUUUGCCGGGAGGUAUGACCGCACUGUACGACGCUAUAGCAGAGGGCGUACGACUUGCCGAUAAAGACAAGAAAGAGGACGAACGGGUCAUAUGUGUUAUUAUGACCGACGGAGAAGAAAACUCGUCCCGCGAGACAACCAAACAACAGGUAAAGGAUAUCAUAACCGGGUAUCAGAAUAGAGGCGAUUGGACUUUCAUUUAUAUCGGUGAAAACCCGGACCGAUGGAGCCGUGACGCUGGUAUGUCCGGUGGUAAUGCCACUAACUAUGAUCACGUGGACACCCGACGUAACUAUAUGAUGGCCAACAGUGCGGUCUCACAGUUCCGCAGAUCAUUGUCUAAACAGAGCAGCAAUUUGUUAUCAAAUUAA
This is a messenger RNA of Oppia nitens, 608 nucleotides long. RefSeq lists its product as uncharacterized. The record is from RefSeq and is a predicted model, not a curated record. The coding region runs from base 21 to 608 and encodes 195 amino acids. NCBI's taxonomy places the organism in Eukaryota, Metazoa, Arthropoda, Arachnida, Sarcoptiformes, Oppiidae. The transcript is spliced from 2 exons.